AUGGAGCCAAACGGCGGUACAGGCAUUGAGGCAGAUGCCGCGCCUGCACCCGUCGCAGUCUUCAAGCGCCGUGGCGCAAAAGGCAAAGCCAACAUUCGCAAGCGGCCAGCAACACCACCUGCGAACAGCGACUCCGACCCCGACUACUCCUCAUCGGAAGACGAGGCCGGUCACCGCAUCAAGCGUCGAAAGAAGAAUACAGGCACAGUCACAGCCUCGUCCAAAGCCAACGCCACCUCGAACGAGGAUAUCGCCGCGCCAAUCUUCUCAGCCGAUCGCAACGCGCAAAUCACCAGCGCCAACGACGCCACCAAGUCAAGCAACUGGUUCGAUGAAGACGCAAAGGGUGCCGUGUCCUCGAAGAAUCUUCUGGGCAGCACGCGGGCGGCACCUGACGGCACAUACAAGGGCCUGGCCAACAAGACAUCCUUCGUCCAGAGAAACCUCGAUGCGCCCAGUCGCACAGUCGGACCUAUCAAAGCACCCACCAACAUCAGAACCAUUACGGUGAUUGACUACACACCGGAUACAUGUAAAGAUUACAAACAGACAGGCUUCUGCGGAUUUGGCGACAACUGCAAGUUCCUCCAUGCCCGUGAGGACUACAAGCAGGGAUGGCAGCUGGAUAAGGAGUGGGAGGAUGUUGCCAAAGGCAAGAAGAAUUUAGGUGGAACCGUCGUCGCGGAAGCGAAUCGAAGUAAGGUGGCAGACGACGAUGAGGAGGAGGAAGACGCCAUGCUAGAGAACAUCCCGUUCGCCUGCAUCAUCUGCAGAGAACCAUACAAGUCACCAGUGGUAACGAGAUGUGGUCAUUACUUCUGCGAGCCUUGCGCGCUCAAAAGAUACAGGAAAGAUCCAACAUGCGCGGCAUGUGGAAGCGGGACUAGCGGCGUCUUCAAUUCAGCGUCGAGGCUCAAGAAGUUGCUCGACAGGAAGAGGGCGAGAGCUGCGAAGAAACGGCAGGACGCAAUAGACGCUGGAGAGGAGGUCAGCGAUGAGGAGGAGGAAUGA
Verticillium dahliae VdLs.17 is the source of this 1011-nucleotide messenger RNA. Its product is annotated as pre-mRNA-splicing factor cwc24. Gene Ontology annotation, cellular component: U2-type spliceosomal complex. Gene Ontology annotation, molecular function: metal ion binding. The transcript is spliced from 2 exons. The coding region runs from base 1 to 1011 and encodes 336 amino acids. Gene Ontology annotation, biological process: snoRNA splicing. NCBI's taxonomy places the organism in Eukaryota, Fungi, Ascomycota, Sordariomycetes, Glomerellales, Plectosphaerellaceae. The record is from RefSeq and is a predicted model, not a curated record.